Messenger RNA from Oncorhynchus tshawytscha (Chinook salmon), 3788 nucleotides. It is a transcript of the gene dcph1, whose product is annotated as acidic residue methyltransferase 1. Gene Ontology annotation, cellular component: nucleus; cytoplasm. NCBI's taxonomy places the organism in Eukaryota, Metazoa, Chordata, Actinopteri, Salmoniformes, Salmonidae. Gene Ontology annotation, biological process: DNA damage response. Gene Ontology annotation, molecular function: phosphatase activity. The coding region runs from base 79 to 1437 and encodes 452 amino acids. The transcript is spliced from 5 exons. The record is from RefSeq and is a predicted model, not a curated record.
CACCACUAACGUUUGUUUGCGGACCGCCAUAAUAAUAUAGAAGAAGAAUGUUGUCAUAUUCUCUUCCUGGUUGAAAAGAUGGCGGCUAAUCAAGCUUUGCGCCAAUUAGUCCCUCCAUCCCUGUCUGCUAAAGUUGAAGGCUCAUUUGCAUAUCUCACAGUGAGAGACCGGUUGCCGACCAUCCUGACAAGAGUCAUUGACACCAUCCAUCGCAACAAAAACAAGUUCUUUGAGGAGUUUGGAGAGGAGGGAGUCCAGGCAGAGAAGAGGACCAUUGGCUUUCUUUCUAAGCUGAGAAAUGAGCUGCUGACAGACAAGCCUGUCCUGGUUCUGUGUGAUGGCCUGGAGGACACAGACAGCUGGAACCAGUACCUCCAGAGACAGCAGAGGCUACUGGGGGAGCGGGACCCCGUCAGCUGGUUCAAGUCCCCCUGGCUCUACAUAGAGUGCUACAUGUAUCGCAGGAUACAGGAGGCCAUCUGGCUCAAUCCCCCCAUCAGCGACUUUGAUGUGUUUAAUGAAAGCAAGACGCAGAGUUUCUUUGAGUCCCAGCAGGCUGUGAUAUCCCUGUGUACAUAUCUACAGGGAUUCAACAGGAACAUGGAUGACCUCUCAGAGACACAGCUCAUGGAGCAGUUCCACAAACUACUACAGGUGUCUCUGUGGGGUAACAGGUGUGACCUGUCCAUCUCUGCUGGCAUGGAGAACUCUCAGAAGGCCAGUCCCAUUGACUCCCUGUGUGACCUGAAGUCUUUCAUCCUGGUGGACGACUCCAACAUGGUGUGGUCUGCUCUGACCUCUGCCCAGAGACCAGGGGAGGAUGGCAAAACCACCCCAGGGAGGGUGGACAUCGUCCUGGACAACGCUGGCUUCGAGCUGGUCACAGACCUGGUCCUCGCUAACUUCCUGGUGUCCGCUGGUCUGGCCAGGGAGGUCCGCUUCCAUGGCAAGUCCAUCCCCUGGUUUGUCUCCGACGUCACCUCGCACGACUUCCAGUGGACCAUCCGCCAGACCCUGGCGGCCAAUCACAAAUGGAUGUCCAAGAGCGGUGUCCAAUGGCAGAGCUACGUACGGGAGGGCGUGUGGUCCUAUCACGACCACCCGUUCUGGACAAUGCCUCAUGAGUACUGUGACAUGGCGGGUGACGCGCCUGACCUCUAUGCGACACUGCAGGGAGCCGACCUGAUUCUGUUUAAAGGAGACCUGAACUACAGGAAGCUGACUGGGGACAGGGAGUGGGAUCACAUGGUGCCGUUUGAUAGGGCACUGAGGGGAUUCGGCCCAGCUCCCCUGUGCAGUCUGAGGACUCUGAAGGCUAACAUCCAGGUGGGGCUCCAGCCGGGGCAGGGGGAGAACCUCAACACCCAGGACCCCAGCUGGAUGACCAGCGGGAAGUACGCUGUGGUCCAGUUCUCCAGCCCUCACAGGGAACAGUAGACCUGUCUGGGACAGGAAAUGACGUCAAUAUGUUCAUAAUAAGUGGUGUCAUCAUAAUCAGAGGAAGUAAGAGCGUGAGCAGGGCCAUAUGCCAGGUUAGAGGUGUAGUUUGUUUUGUCGUAGAACUACCUAAUGUAUUUAAAUGAGGAGAGUGGUUUAAAGGAGGAUGAUAGAGGAUACUUUAAAAAGAGGAGGGUAGUUAAAUAGGGAGUGGCUGCAGAACCGACUUCUCUGGGCUUCUGUGAAUGUGUGGUAAUCUCUACUUUACACACCGUCUCUGUUCUAUUUGUUCAGCUGCCCAGAGAAGAAGCUACUCUGGCGAAAGGUGCUUGUUUAAUAAAGUUAGAUCAAACUCAAAUCAUUGUAAGAUUACAUAAAGAUAAUAUUCUACAGAACCAAAUAAAAUAGCAUAGUAUAACAUUACUGUAUGACAAAAAACACCUAAUUUCUUAUAUUUUAUGAUGAUUGUGCUCAUCGUCACAUUUUUCUCUCAUGCGGUCUAAACUCAACAGUGCACGCCACUCAGCAAAGGUAUGCUACAGUUUAAUACCAUCUGCAAAAAAAUGUGCUCAAGGUACAUAACUAAUUCAAAACAACACUGUAGCAUACUUCAAAACAACACUGUAGCCUACACUCAAUAAUAUUUAAAUGCAUAUGCCCAUGAAACUGAUUGCAAAUGGUUGGUGUGCAGAUUCUGCAUGGAUGUUUCGCCACCGGUAAAACUUGGAAGAAUUAUCAUUCACGAUCGACAGUGAGAAAUGCGAAGGGAGGGUGACCAGAAGUUUGGGUGUGCGAGUUAAAGAAACACAUGCACAGAACGUGAGUGGGAUCUUCAGCUCUAGGGAAAGGGAUCCAGUGGGAUCUUCAGCUCUGGGGAAAGGGAUCCAGUGGGAUCUUCAGCUCUGGGGAAAGGGAUCCAGUGGGAUCUUCAGCUCUGGGGAAAGGGAUCCAGUGGGAUCUUCAGCUCUGGGGAAAGGGAUCCAGUGGGAUCUUCAGCUCUGGGGAAAGGGAUCCAGUGGGAUCUUCAGCUCUGGGGAAAGGGAUCCAGUGGGAUCUUCAGCUCUGGGGAAAGGGAUCCAGUGGGAUCUUCAGCUCUGGGGAAAGGGAUCCAGUGGGAUCUUCAGCUCUGGGGAAAGGGAUCCAGUGGGAUCUCCAGCUCUGGGGAAAGGGAUCCAGUGGGAUCUUCAGCUCUGGGGAAAGGGAUCCAGUGGGAUCUUCAGCUCUGGGGAAAGGGAUCCAGUGGGAUCUUCAGCUCGGGAAAGGGAUCUAGUGGGAUCUUCAGCUCUGGGGAAAGGGAUCUAGUGGGAUCUUCAGCUCUGGGGAAAGGGAUCCAGUGGGAUCUUCAGCUCUGGGGAAAGGGAUCCAGUGGGAUUGGGCUGUGACCUCUGGAUCCCCAGCCUCUGCCAUUUAAAUAAUGAUCAACUGCUGGUUAGCAAUCCAUCCUGGCAUAACUACAAAACAAUGACGUUUACUUCUCCCAUUUAACAAAUGUGUUGCCGGUUGUUUACCAUCAUUCAGUACUAGGGUCGGGCUCUACCUCGAUUCCAUUUCAAAUCCGUUCAUUUAGAAGCAUUGAAAUUCCAUGUCAUGAAUUGAAACAUGCUUAUCUGAUCUUAAGUGACUUUUUUCCAGCCAUAUUAUGUAAUUUAUGUAAUGUUUUUGUCUCCCCAACAGCGACUACACAAAAUCUAGAUUUGAGAUGCAUUUAAUUCAUAAUCAGAGGCAAUAAGAUGCAAGGUGCAAUUUGAACAUUUACAUGUUGGCCUGUCGUGAAUAGUUUAAAAUUGUUAUUUUAAGUUGAGACCUUGUAACAUGUUAAGUUGAGACCUAUGUAACACCCAAAGCCAGCGGCUAUUUUUUAGCCAUUUAUUUUGCAUGAGCUUGGCAAGACAUUACAGAGUAACUUGUGGUUGCUGGUAUUUUCUGGGUCUUAAUCAACGUCAUCAGUUUGUCUUGUCAAUUUAUUGCAUGCGUUUUUGUUUGCAUACAUCGGGGUUUGCACAGUGACCACAGUCCCGGAGUUUACAUUUUCAUAGUUAAAUAACUGAAGUUGAACUACAAGGUAAUGUUCCCACUCUGGGAAGCUAUAGAUAAAUCAUAGUCUUUGGGGCAGUGCAAUCACACGUACAAGGUGUGUGUUGUUAAAAGAAUAGCACUAACACCUGUCUAAUGAUGUAUUUCUGUUUGUUUGAUAGUACAAAAUGUUAUUUACGACUCAUUAGAAUGUCUCUGUAACCAGUGCUGGUGCCGUUGUGAUCCUAAAUGACUGGAUUGUUCUCUUUGCAGAAAUCUGGAACAAAAAUUGUUAUAUUAUGAUGGACUUGGUUUAAAUAAAGAACUUCAAUGACUGG